Trichoderma aggressivum f. europaeum is the source of this 2409-nucleotide messenger RNA. RefSeq lists its product as uncharacterized. Gene Ontology annotation, biological process: double-strand break repair via synthesis-dependent strand annealing; reciprocal meiotic recombination. Lineage: Eukaryota; Fungi; Ascomycota; Sordariomycetes; Hypocreales; Hypocreaceae. The coding region runs from base 1 to 2409 and encodes 802 amino acids. Gene Ontology annotation, cellular component: nucleus. The transcript has 2 exons. The record is from RefSeq and is a predicted model, not a curated record. Gene Ontology annotation, molecular function: hydrolase activity, acting on acid anhydrides; ATP binding; DNA translocase activity.
AUGACAGCUCCUGCGCCAUCAGUCUCAGCGCUGAAGGAUAAGCCCACCAGCAAACUGAAUCACCAGGUUCCCAGGCCUCAGAAUAUUGACAAACUUCGGAAACCAUUCAAAUGUCCGUCGGCGGCUACUGCGGUAUCCGCGACGGAUCGCCCAGCCAGGAAAAAAAGAAAGGUUGAUUAUAGAGGAGCCGAUGAAAACGGACCAACGAGCAUCGAUACAGCAUAUGAUGCUGCUGGUCGCCAAGUAGUGGCAUCGCCCAAGUUCCCAGUCUUUCAAGCCAAAGACAAGAAUGUUGUUUUUCGAAAAGCCUUUUCAAUUCCCCUGAAGGACAAAUCUCAUGUGGCAUUCGAUGUAUCAAGACCACCGCCAACACUUGGUCUGCGACGUGGGGUCGUGUUUGUCCCCAAGCCCCUACAUGAUCCAUCCGGCGAAUUUGCCAUUGUUCUUUAUGACCCAACAGUCGAUGCGAAGCCUGACGCAAUCCCGGAAAACGUGGUGCAAAAAGAGGCGGAGCCCUCGAAAAUCGACAGCCCAAUUGUGCAUAAAAGCCUUGCUGAGAUCCUUGGCAUCAAGAAGGAAGUGGAACAAGAUCACCCAAAAGUGCCGGUUGUCAUUGAUCCUAAGAUUGCUAAAUGCCUCCGCCCUCAUCAGAUUGAAGGAGUCAAGUUCAUGUAUAAAUGUGUUACAGGACUGGUCGACGCAAAAGCUCAGGGAUGCAUCAUGGCUGACGAGAUGGGACUGGGAAAGACGCUUCAGUGCAUUACGCUCAUGUGGACGCUUCUGAAGCAGUCUCCUACCGGCGGGAAAUCGACAAUACAAAAGGCCAUCGUGGUGUGCCCCGCGAGUCUGGUGAAAAACUGGGCAAACGAGUUGACAAAAUGGCUUGGUCCUAAUGCUAUCAAUCCAUUUGCCAUUGAUGGCAAGGCACCAAAGGAAGAAUUGAAACGACAACUUCGUCAGUGGGCAAUCGCCUCUGGCCGAUCCAUCACUCGACCGGUCAUCAUUGUCUCGUACGAGACUCUGCGCCUCAAUGUUGAAGAGCUCAAACACACCAAGAUCGGGCUUCUGUUCUGCGAUGAAGGCCAUCGUUUAAAAAAUGCAGACAGCAAUACAUUCAAUGCUCUAAAUGAUCUGAAUGUCACCAGACGGGUGAUCCUCACCGGUACACCCAUUCAAAAUGAUCUUACGGAAUAUUUUGCCUUGACCAGUUUCGCCAAUCCAGAUCUACUUGGAUCUCGACUGGAGUUCCGAAAGCGCUUUGAGAUACCGAUAUUGCGUGGGCGGGAUGCGGACGCUUCAGAACACGACCGCCAGCGCGGAGACGAAUGUACUGGAGAAUUGCUUAGUAUUGUUAACAAAUUUUUGAUUCGACGAACAAACGACAUCCUCUCCAAAUACCUUCCGGUAAAAUAUGAGCAUGUGGUCUUUUGCAACCUUGCUCCAUUCCAGAUCGACCUCUACAAUUAUUUCAUCACCAGCCCAGAUAUCCGAGCUCUUCUUCGUGGCAAGGGUAGUCAGCCCCUCAAAGCCAUCAACAUUCUCAAAAAGCUCUGCAACCACCCCGACCUCCUGAAUAUUUCAGACGACCUGCCUGGCUCAGAAAAUUGCUUCCCAGAGGACUACGUACGUAAGGAGGCUCGUGGGAGAGAUCGGGAUAUCAAACCCUGGUAUUCGGGAAAGAUGCUGGUCCUCGAUCGAAUGCUUGCUAAGAUUCGAGAAGACACAAAUGACAAGAUUGUCCUCAUUAGCAACUACACGUCUACGUUGGACCUCUUUGAACGUCUUUGCAGAGAACGCCAAUAUGGAUGUCUACGUCUCGAUGGAACCAUGAAUGUGAACAAACGCCAAAAAUUGGUUGAUCGCUUCAACGACCCGAACGGAGACGAAUUCGUCUUUUUGUUGAGCAGCAAGGCGGGGGGCUGUGGAAUCAAUCUCAUUGGAGCAAAUCGCCUUGUCCUUUUUGACCCGGAUUGGAAUCCCGCCGCCGACCAACAAGCCCUGGCCCGAGUGUGGCGAGACGGCCAGAAGAAGGAUUGCUUCGUUUACCGUUUUAUUGCCACUGGCACCAUCGAGGAGAAAAUCUUUCAGAGACAGUCUCACAAGCAAAGCUUAUCAUCAUGCGUAGUAGAUUCUGCUGAAGACGUGGAGCGUCAUUUCUCCCUCGAUAGUCUUAGAGAACUCUUUCAGUAUCGUCCUGAAACGACCAGUGAUACCCACGAUACAUUCAAGUGCAAAAGAUGCAAGCCCGAUGGUCGACAAUUCAUCAAGGCCCCUGCCAUGUUGUAUGGCGAUACAAGCACUUGGAAUCACUUUGUCAACUCUGGGCUGCAGCCGAUUCAAGAUUUGUUGCUUCGGCAAGAACACGGCGGGAGUGAGGUUUCAGCUGUAUUUCAAUACAUAUCGCAUUAG